GGAGGAAGCCGUACCCCGUAGCACGGGCGGCGCUGAGCCCCCGACCGCCUCGCCACCACCACCGCAGCAGGGUCGGCACUACGCCACGCCACCUCGCGCCACGCCACCGACCAAAACACGGCAGCGGACGUUCUCUUGUUGCUAGGCUACGGACGGAGGAGGACGGUGACGCGAAACGUCAGGCAAGCGUCAGGCACCAAGUCGUUUGAUCGUUCUGAUGUUUUUAUUCUGUAAGUUUGCAUGAGAUCAGCAUGAAGUUUUGUGCGCUUUUAGCGUGCAAGAAUAGAGAUGUCAAAAAUAAGAAGACUUCGGGGAUUAAACAUCACGUGUUUCCUACUGACGAUGCUAUCAGAGAAGAGUGGAUAUCAUUCGUUAAUAAGUUCAAUCGCACCACUGGCUGGACUACAAAAGCUAACAAGGGUGCAUUUCUGUGUGAGGACCACUUCGAGAAGGGCUUGUACACUCUAACUGGACGCCUUGUUCACCAUGCUGUUCCUACACAGGGAUCCCAAUUUACUGCAGAAAAGGCCUUUUCAACAGUUCAUGAGUGCGUACAAGAGGUUGCUGGUGCAAGUUGAGCUUGGCGGCAAGCAUAAUGCAAACUGCUGGCCUCUUGACACCACAAAAAUCUUGAAUGUUACUACAUCAUCUAAACGUAGCAAACAUAAACCUUUGGAUAAUGAAGAGGAGGAUGAUGGAGAUUUUGAGCUCAUGAAAGCGUAUG
Thrips palmi is the source of this 724-nucleotide messenger RNA. Its product is annotated as THAP domain-containing protein 6-like. The record is from RefSeq and is a predicted model, not a curated record. Bases 252 to 578 code for a protein of 108 amino acids. The transcript is spliced from 3 exons. Lineage: Eukaryota; Metazoa; Arthropoda; Insecta; Thysanoptera; Thripidae.